CGGUGUACGGGUUGACAGUCAAAUAGACUGACAUUCGAGAACAACUCAACGAGUGUCCUGGACGUGUUUAGAGCGAUGCGAGGGCAAGGCUGAACCUGAGCCUGCGAGAAAUAGAUCAGAAAUCCGUGAAACUCAACUCAUUUAGUCGAGAAAUAAAGGCUAUUGUUCUUCUACAAGCGUUUGAAGGAAGCAGCCGAGAAAUCAUGUCGGUGCUGGCGCUGCAAGAGUACGAAUUCGAGAGGCAAUUCAAUGAAGAAGAAGCCAUUCGAUGGAUGCAAGAGAAUUGGAAGAAGUCCUUCCUCUUCUCUGCACUCUACGCUGCCUGCAUACUGGGUGGGCGGCAUGUAAUGAAACAAAGGGAGAAGUUUGAGUUGAGGAAACCUUUGGUACUGUGGUCUUUGACACUUGCAGUCUUCAGUAUAUUUGGUGCCGUCAGAACUGGAGGCUACAUGAUGUACAUCUUGAUGACCAAAGGCCUAAAGCAGUCAGUGUGCGAUCAGAGCUUCUACAAUGGACCAGUCAGCAAGUUCUGGGCCUAUGCUUUUGUGCUCAGCAAAGCACCUGAACUAGGAGACACACUAUUCAUUGUGUUGCGCAAACAGAAGCUGAUUUUCCUGCACUGGUAUCAUCACAUCACAGUGUUGCUCUAUUCCUGGUACUCCUACAAAGACAUGGUGGCUGGUGGGGGCUGGUUCAUGACUAUGAACUAUCUGGUGCAUGCCGUCAUGUAUUCAUACUACGCUCUUAGGGCUGCUGGCUUCAAAAUCUCCCGCAAGUUUGCAAUGUUCAUCACUCUGACGCAGAUCACUCAGAUGGUGAUGGGUUGCGUGGUCAACUACCUAGUGUAUUCAUGGAUGCAGCAAGGGCAAGAGUGCCCGUCACAUGUGCAGAACAUAGUGUGGUCAUCCCUCAUGUACCUCAGCUACUUUGUGCUCUUCUGUCAGUUCUUUUUUGAAGCCUACGUCAACAAGACCAAAUCCACUGCAGCCAAGAAAAGCCAUUAAAUGAAGCAAAAGAUUAAAAAUAAAAAAUGGGGGAAAAUUAACGUAAAAGUGGACCAAUGAAUGGAUAGUGGCAGGGUAAAUGAAGGAGCUGUUAGGGCUUAUGUACUUGCGGAGGAAAGAAAUGAAGACCAUGAUGGGCUACUAUCAAAGUUUGUGCAUUAUCUAUGUACUACUAACAUAUAGAGGUAAACCUCCUCAACACUAGGGGAGCUCUAUUGGGCUGCACUGAGAAAUCAUUACGAUUCUGAUAUCAGUUGAAGAAAAAUGUGUCAAUGUGAUGUUUAUGUGCCCAAUAUGAUUCUCUGUAUUUUAAAGAAAAUGUAUAGAUAAGAAAGGGAUUAAAAUAAAUCGAAAUAGAUGUUAGGAGAAGAGGACCAAAUCGACUCAAUGACAUUUUGAAAAAAAAAAAAAAAUGUGAAUGAAUUCUAAAUUGAGAGGAAAUUAUAUGAAUAUAAUUUAUAUUUGUGUGGUUAUGUCUUAAAAAUUGUCUAAACAUG
This is a messenger RNA of Myxocyprinus asiaticus (Chinese sucker), 1501 nucleotides long. RefSeq names its product elongation of very long chain fatty acids protein 6. Gene Ontology annotation, biological process: very long-chain fatty acid biosynthetic process; sphingolipid biosynthetic process; fatty acid elongation, monounsaturated fatty acid. The transcript has 4 exons. NCBI's taxonomy places the organism in Eukaryota, Metazoa, Chordata, Actinopteri, Cypriniformes, Catostomidae. Bases 204 to 1004 code for a protein of 266 amino acids. The record is from RefSeq and is a predicted model, not a curated record. Gene Ontology annotation, molecular function: fatty acid elongase activity. Gene Ontology annotation, cellular component: endoplasmic reticulum; endoplasmic reticulum membrane.